GCCACCAACAAACACACACAAACAGAGACACCUGUACACACACACACACAGACAUGAACAUACACACACACACACAUAGACACACACACACACACAUACAGACACAUGUAUACACACACACAUACAGACACAUGUAUACACACACAGGCACGUACAGACACGCAUACACACAGAUACAUGUACAUACACAGAAAUACACACGCACAGACACAUGUACAUACAACACAGACACAUGUACACACAGACACAUGUACGUACAAUGCACAAACACACACACAGACACAUGUUCACACACACAUACAUGUACAUACACGUAGACACAUGUACACACACAGACACACACACACACACACAAACAUGUACACACACGCACACACACACCUAUAAAAAGUUGCAGUACUUCGUUGUUCACUCACAGAGACGGGUACUGCACUCUAGGGGGAUGCAGAAAGCACAGCACACACUCCUUCCUUUGCUUUCAUUGCUCUCAGCUAUUGAGCAGUCUGACAGCUCCCAGUGCCAAUGACAGAUCCGGCCUGAGCUCCGAGCCUGCUCCAGCAAGACAGCCUGGGGGACACAUUCGCCCCCACCAUAAUUUCCACUCACCAUUGGCGAGCAGGCGAGUGGACAUUUCAAGGCCUG
Messenger RNA from Staurois parvus, 642 nucleotides. NCBI's taxonomy places the organism in Eukaryota, Metazoa, Chordata, Amphibia, Anura, Ranidae. The record is from the annotation of a GenBank genome assembly.